GUUGUGUCCGAUCCGAGGAGAGCCUAAAGAGGCCCAAACCUCCAACAAACUACCACGACCACCGUCUCUGGUCUGGUUUAAACCAUCGCCAAACUCUCCUAUGGCGUCGUCGGCGGUACCCAUGCAACGAUCUCCCACUUCUUCCUCUUCCCCUCUCCAACGUCUCUCUACCUUCAAAAACGCAUCCACCCCCACAACCACUACUACUACCGUCACUGCCGCAUCUCCGCUCGAUUCCUUCGCCUCAGACCCAAUUUUCUCAGCUUUUCUGUCAUCGGACUUUUCUUCUACCUCCUUUUCAUCCGCCGCUCUCUCUUCCGGCUCGCCAGCCUCCACCGCCGAGAAGCUUCACCAAGCCAUCCGCCUGCUCGAGUCCCAGCUUCGCUCCGAGGUCCUCUCCCGCCAUGGUGAACUUCUCUCCCAGCUCUCUUCUCUCCAGCACGCCGAUCACACUCUCGCCACUGUCCGAUCCGCCGUCUCCUCCCUCCAGGCUUCACUCCGUCGCGUUCGAUCUGAGCUCUCCGAUCCUCUCAAAUCCAUCCAGACACAAACGAUCCAACUCUCCAAUCUCCACCGCUCGACAGAACUCCUCCAGCAUUCUAUUCGCGCACUUCGCCUCUCGAAGAAGCUCCGUGAUCUAAUCUCCGUGUCCGCGGCCGAUCCCGAUAAGCUCGAUCUCGCCAAGGCCGCUCAGCUACAUUGUGAGAUCUUGACACUCUAUAAUGAGUACGAUCUCGUGGGCAUUGAUGUGGUUGACGAAGAGCUCAAAUGGGUCAGAGAGACUGGUGACAAAUUGAGGAGCGAGGCCAUGAAACUGCUAAACAGGGGAAUGGAGGGUUUAAAUCAAGCCGAGGUUGGUACUGGUUUGCAGGUUUUCUACAAUCUGGGUGAACUAAGAGCCACUGUGGAGCAGCUGAUCGAGAAGUACAAGGGUAUAGGAUUGAAGAGCGUGAGUACGACAUUAGAUAUGAAGGCAAUUUCAGCCUCUGCUGGAGGUGGCAGCGGGUACGGGCCCGGAGGGAUUAGGGGAAGCGGAAUGCCGCAGAUUGGAGGUGGACCGAAGGCUAGGGAGGCUCUUUGGCAGAGGAUGGCGGGCUGUAUGGAACAGCUACAUUCGGUUUUGGUGGCGGUUUGGCAUUUGCAGAGGGUCUUGUCGAAGAAGCGCGACCCUUUCACGCAUGUGCUGCUGCUUGAUGAGGUUAACCAGGAAGGUGACACUAUGUUAACAGAUCGAGUCUGGGAAGCCAUUGUGAAGGCAUUUGCUAAUCAAAUGAAGUCUGCUUUCACUGCUUCAAGUUUUGUGAAAGAAAUUUUCACCAUGGGGUACCCAAAACUCUUUUCAAUGAUAGAGAAUCUUCUUGAAAGAAUUUCACGUGAUACAGAUGUCAAAGGAGUUUUGCCAGCUAUUAGUUUGGAGGGGAAAGAUAAAAUGAUUGCAGCUGUUGAAAUAUUCCAGACUGCGUUCUUGACGCUUUGCUUGAGCCGCCUUUCAGAUCUCGUGAAUUCUAUAUUUCCAAUGACCAGCCGUGGUAGUGUCCCCUCCAAAGAACAAAUCUCAAGAAUCAUAUCACGUAUUCAGGAAGAGAUCGAAGCUGUGCAGUUGGAUGGACGGCUGACUCUUCUUGUAUUGCGUGAAAUUGGAAAGGUUCUCCUCCUUCUGGCACAACGAGCUGAAUACCAGAUAUCUACUGGUCCUGAAGCUCGGCAAGUCAGUGGUCCUGCAACUUCAGCGCAACUCAAAAACUUUGCACUGUGUCAGCACCUGCAAGAAAUUCAUGCACGUGUGUCGACUAUGAUUACAGGACUGCCUUCUAUUGCUGCAGAUGUGCUGUCUCCCUCUUUAGGUGCAAUAUAUGGGGUUGCCUGUGACUCAGUGACAUCCCUAUUCCAAGCUAUGGUUGAUCGUCUUGAGUCUUGCAUCUUGCAAAUUCAUGAACAGAAUUUUGGUGCGCUUGGUAUGGAUGCUGCAAUGGAUAACAAUGCAUCAUCUUAUAUGGACGAGUUGCAAAGCUGUAUUCUUCACUUCCGAAGUGAAUUCUUAUUUAGGCUCUUGCCUCCAAAAAAUGCUGCCAACGUCGGGGUAGAAAAUAUAUGUACUAGGCUUGUUAGGAGCAUGGCUUCAAGGGUUCUAAUAUUCUUUAUCAGACAUGCUUCUCUUAUCAGACCCCUUUCAGAAUCAGGAAAGCUAAGGAUGGCUAGGGAUAUGGCUGAGCUUGAAUUAGCUGUGGGCCAAAAUUUGUUUCCCGUAGAACAACUCGGUGCACCAUACAGAGCCCUUCGAGCAUUCCGCCCUCUUAUUUUCCUGGAAACAUCUCAACUGGCAUCAUCUCCUCUCCUUCAAGACCUGCCACCAAGUAUCAUACUUCACCAUCUCUACACCCGAGGUCCCGAAGAAUUGCAGUCGCCACUUCAGAGGAACGGACUUACCCCACAGCAAUAUUCGUUGUGGCUAGAUUCUCAAGGAGAAGAUCAGGUCUGGAAAGGUAUAAAAGCAACUCUGGAUGAUUAUGCAUCCAGAGUGAGGGCCAGAGGAGACAAGGAGUUUAGUCCUGUAUAUCCUCUUAUGCUUCAAUUAGGUUCAUCCUUGACAGAAAAUGCUCUUGCACCCCAAAAGCAGAAGCAUUGAUGGCUGCUGGUAUAUCUGUAGAGUGCUAUUGUGGAAAGGGACUGCCAAUUUCAAGUUCUUAUAUUUAGGAAGAUUUUUUUGUUGAGAGUAGCAGAUAGAUGGGCUAGUUCUAUUGGCAGCUUUUGAGGUUUGUGGUUAAUUUUAACCAUGUAUUGAUACCCUAUCACCUACGCGGUCGAUGUUUGCUGUGGACGAAAGAAAGAGAGUCGUAUGCUAUGCUCACUGAAAAUUUAAAUUUUGUCUUUUGUUUUUUUAAUUUCAUCGACUGAGACUUUCUCUUCUCAUUUGUUGGGAUAUUGUCCCAAUUUGCAUAUAUUUACAUAUAGCAUAGCAAUAAAGGUUUUUAUGUUCAUUAUCCGAAAGUUUAUCUUCUUAUAAACUUGUAUUUCCUUUUACUUUACUAACAAAAUGGCAAACAAAAUAAUUGUUAAAAUCUUAUAGUUGCUACCUUCUUCAA
Messenger RNA from Humulus lupulus (European hop), 3083 nucleotides. Its product is annotated as conserved oligomeric Golgi complex subunit 5. The record is from RefSeq and is a predicted model, not a curated record. Bases 101 to 2626 code for a protein of 841 amino acids. The transcript is spliced from 4 exons. Gene Ontology annotation, cellular component: COG complex. NCBI's taxonomy places the organism in Eukaryota, Viridiplantae, Streptophyta, Magnoliopsida, Rosales, Cannabaceae. Gene Ontology annotation, biological process: intra-Golgi vesicle-mediated transport.